AAAUAAUUUAAAGGAUAUUAAUAUUAACAAAAUGAUAAUUCUCUUAUUAUUAUUAUUUAUUUUUAUUAUUUUAAAUGAUGAAUAUAAAGAAAAAUAUUUUUGUUCACACUAAAAAUAAACAAGAAAAAAAUGAGGAAAUUCGAUCGAUUUUAAAGGAAUUUCAAAAAGGUUAAAAAAAUUUUUUAUGUUUUUUUACUAAUUAUUAAUCAAUAUUAUGAUCAAUAAUCAAAAAUUUAUAAAAAUAAGAAAAAACAAAAGAAAUAUUUCAGCUAUUUUAUCACUAUUAUUUUGUUUCUAUGCAUUUUCCAAUAAUAAACAUUAUGAGAAAUGUACUUUUAAUGUAUCCCUAUAAAUUGAUUACAAUAUACUUAUUAUCAAUAUUAAUCAUCUUUAAUGAUUAUUAUUAUGAUUAUAUAAUGUGUAAUUCAUGUCAUUUACAAACAAACAUUGAAAUAUUUCAUUGUUCCCAUUAUGGAUUAACAACAUUACCUGGAUUUAUCCAUGAAAAUACAAUUGAAUUAGAUUUAUCCUAUAAUCUUAUAGAAAUAUUACAUGAAGAUAGUUUUACACGUUUACAUAAUAUACAAAAAUUAAUUUUAGCACAUAAUAAAAUUUAUAAAAUUACUGAACGUGCCUUUUUACCAAUUAUGAAUUCAUUAAUAUGGUUAGAUUUAAGAUUUAAUCGAUUAAUAUCAAAUUAUCAUAAACCAUUCCCUGUAUUAGCAUUUUCUCAACUUGCUUAUGUACGUUAUUUAGAUUUAAGUGGUAAUGAAUUGAAUUAUUUACCAGCAAGAUUUUUAUAUGGUAUGGGUAUGAGUUUGAAACGAUUAGAAAUGAGUUUAUUAUCAAAUAAAAUUUAUACAGAACCAGAUACAUUUGAUGGUUUAAAUCGAUUGCAUCAUUUAAAUUUAGCUUAUAAUAUAUUUUCUAAUCUUAUGGAAGAUGCAUUGAAUGGUUUAAGACCAGAGCAUUUUUCUUAUUUAAAUUUAGAAGGUGUAAAAUGGACAUGUGAUUGUCACAUAUUAUGGUUUCGUCAAUGGUUAAAUCGAUUACCGAAGAAAGCUUUAUAUAUUAGUUCAAAACCUGGUGGAGAAUGUGCUUCACCAUCACAAUAUCAACAUAUGGCAUUAAUGUAUUUAAAUUUAACCUCAUUACAAUGUGAACCGGAAUUAAUGCAUACUAUACCAUCUCAUCAUGAUGAUAAAAAUGUUAAGAAUAGCGUGAAAAGGAAUCUUACUGAUCGUGAUACCAUACCAAUUCAUGUAUAUGGUAUAGAAGGUGAAAAUUUGACUUUGGUUUGUUCAUUUAUUAGUGAACCUAAAAUGCAUAUUCAAUGGUUUUACAAUGGGAUAUUAAUACAACCACAUUGGUCACAUGUUAUUCAAACUAUUAGUCCUGGAAUAAAAUUUACGACUACAUUAUUUUUUAAACAAUUAGAUAAAACUACAGAUGAAGGUUAUUACAAAUGUCAAGCUAGUAAUUAUAAAGGUCAGGCUUCAGCUACAUUCUAUGUUCAUGUUCAAAAACCGAUCGAACAAAGUAAUCAGUUACGAUUAUUUAACAAGAAUUUAAAUAAUAAACUAGAUUAUACUUCUUUUUUAUUUAAUCCGAUUAUAAUUACUAUAUUUAUCGUUGUAUUCAAUUUCACAUUUAUAAUAACUGUUUUAUGCAUAGUGAAAUGCAUAUACAAAAAACGAUUAUCACAUCAAAGUCAUAGAAAAGGACUGUCUAAUAAAGCAUUGGAAACGAAUAUUGAACCACAUAAUGUAAGUUAUGAAAAGUUGAUAACUGCAAAUUGUGAUUCAAAUAUGAAUAAUAGUAAUAAUAAUAAUAUUCAAACUUUUACACAGAUUAAUCUCAAUCCUAUCAAUAGUAAUCAAAAUCACAAGAUAUGCACUGACUUUAUUUCCACAUCUUCUAAAUUACACAAUGAAAAUUUGAGUAAUAUACGAGAGAUCGAUAAGAUUCAACAGAUAGAUGAUCGAAUAAAUGAUGGAAAUAAAUGUUAUCUAGGUGAUUUAUUAAACAAUAAUAAUAAUAAUAAUAAUAAAAGUAUAUUACAAUCAAAAUUAUUAAAUCAUUCAAUGAAACAAGGAACACCUUCACCACAAAGUAGUGAUAUGGGUUAUUUGACAUCAAAUGCAUCUCAAAAUUGUGAAAGUCUGAUUGAUUUAAAUCCAAAUCAUAAUGAAUAUAAUUCUUCAAUAAAACAGUUAAAACCUAGAGUUUAUUAUACAUUAGGUGUAAGAUCUGGAAAUCAUUCACCUGAAUUAAUUUACUCCUUAAAUAAUACAAAUAAAAAACAUCAUUUGACAUGUUCAAUUGAUCAGGAUUGUUCAAUAUCUGAUAACUCAUUAUCACCAAAACAAAUGUCUUGUUCUCCUGAAUCAUAUUCAUUUCAUCAACAUUCUGACAACUAUCAGUAUAUUAGUCAAAAUACAAAAAAUGUUUAUCAUGAUAAGACAUUUGAUCACAUUUCCUGUCCAGUACAUGGAUUAAUAAAUAAGAAUGAAAAUGAUUUCAAUCCAGUUUAUUUAAUACAAAAUCAAAAUAAUUCUGACUGUCCAAUCCAUGGAAGUAAAUCUUUCACAAAUUUAGGCAAAUCUAUUUAUAAAAGUGAAUAUAAACUAAAUAAAUCUAAACAAUAUCCCAAUAAAUCUUUAAGUCUAAAUUUAAAUUAUUUAAAUAGGACCUUUCUAGAAUCAAUAAAGAUGAAUUCUUUAGAUGAAACUUGUGAUGACAUUAAGAAUUUACGACAACAUCAUAGAAUUAAUUGCACAUAGUCAAAGAUUUUGACUUUCCAGUUCAUAGAAUAAAUACCAUUAUAUCAGGUAAACAAUUUGCAAAUUAAUCUAUUUAUUGUUGAUUAUAGAUAUUUCUAUUGUUAUUUUAAACAAUAACAAAUGUAACUUAAUAAAGUUUGAUAUAAAAAUAAAUUAUUAUAAUGAAUGA
Molecule: messenger RNA, 2952 nt
Organism: Schistosoma rodhaini
Lineage: Eukaryota; Metazoa; Platyhelminthes; Trematoda; Strigeidida; Schistosomatidae
Source: the annotation of a GenBank genome assembly